AUGAGCAACUACUUACCUUUUCUCACAUUGAGGCAAGAUGCAACUGGAAGGAAUGGUCUAUCAUCGCUCCAAAAGUGCACCGCAGCUAUUCGACAAUUGGCAUAUGCGGCUCCCGGUGAUUCACUUGAUGAGUACAUGUGGAUGGGUGAGAGUACUGCAUUGAAAUGUCUACAUGAAAUUUGCAGGAGUAUGAUUACCGUUUAUGGUGAUCGAUAUUUGAGGACUCCAAAUGCAGCAGUACUGAACGCUUGCUACAAAUGCAUGAAGAAAGACAUGGCUUCCCGGGAAUGUUGGGAAGUUUCGAUUGCAUGCAUUGGGAGUGGAGGCAUGGCCGGAUGUAUAACAAAUGAUACUAUUGGGUUUCAUUCGUCAAGAGUUACCCGCACCAGAGAUCCAGUCAGACGUAAAUUCGCGCAGAGACAAGAGGCUGCAAGAAAAGACGUCGAACGAGCGUUUAGAGUGCUACAAGCUCGUUGGGCAGUAGUUCGAAAUCCCGCGCGAUCUUAUUUUAAAGAAACCUUCUUAAUAUAA
Messenger RNA from Salvia miltiorrhiza (redroot sage), 531 nucleotides. RefSeq lists its product as uncharacterized. The transcript has a single exon. Bases 1 to 531 code for a protein of 176 amino acids. Lineage: Eukaryota; Viridiplantae; Streptophyta; Magnoliopsida; Lamiales; Lamiaceae. The record is from RefSeq and is a predicted model, not a curated record.